Penicillium robsamsonii is the source of this 1362-nucleotide messenger RNA. RefSeq lists its product as uncharacterized. Bases 1 to 1362 code for a protein of 453 amino acids. The record is from RefSeq and is a predicted model, not a curated record. NCBI's taxonomy places the organism in Eukaryota, Fungi, Ascomycota, Eurotiomycetes, Eurotiales, Aspergillaceae. The transcript is spliced from 2 exons.
AUGUCUCGAGUCACCUUCGAGAUCAGAAACAAUGUGCCCCCUGGGAAUGUUGAUCGUAUCUUCGCAGCAAUUGGUAUCGAUAUUGACACGAACCCCCAAGAUCAACGGGCCGUUCUCAACUUGAUUCGAGAGAUCUACAAUCCUCUGUUGCACAAUGCUCUUAGCUGGGGAACUGACUGGAAGAAAAUGUUCAAUGGUAAGAAGACAGCUGAUAUCAAAGGUAGAUUCACCGCUAGGCAUUCCGAGUUGCCAGCUUCAGUUCUUGCUCAUGUCCCAGAUCCAGUCGAGCUUAAUGAGCGUUUGUGGGAUGUUCUUCGAUUUUACCGCUUCACUGACCCUGCAUGGAGAGUCACCGACCCUGCUUAUCCUAUUUAUUAUCUUGAUGCUGAUGGUCCUGCUCUUGCUCCUCCCUCUAAUAGGAUGGCUGCUGUUGUAGCUGCUAAAGGGAUAGCUGCUAAGAAUCCUGUUCCUGUCCCUAGUCGGCCUGAUAAAAAGUCUUCUCCACACUCAUCUCGGCGCCUUCUUCCCCUUUCCCGUCUCCCUGCUCCUGCACCUACCCCUCGAGUCGUCCCUGCAGUUCUCCCCGGAACUCCCCCUCCAGCUUUCACUGGAAUUCGCCGUACAGAUGUUCCGAAAAUUAACCCUCCAGCUGACCCUGGACAAUUCGUCCCUGGCUCUGUAGCUGGAUAUGUACCAGGGCGCUACGAUGUGCCCUCUGCAAUGGCAGCCCCACCUAUGCCUGGUAUGGUGCCGGAUACUUUGCAAACCUAUAUCAAAAGCGCUAAUUGCAAGCGGAAUAUGGAUACCCAAGCGGCCGGACAGGCUCCCCCACCACAAAAUAAGAAAGCACGCACCGCUCAUACGUCAAAAGGUAAGACUGAAUGGACAACCCUUACCAAUCUAAGUGGCUCGGAUUCAGACAAGAGUCAGCGAAGCAUGGACGCUGGUGGCGAUAUCCGGAUGCGUGACGGUCAUAAGCCUUACAAGGUUGCGAAUAAGCCUGAUGAACCAGAGCCUAAGGCAUGGGGUGCUAAGAUGCGAGAUUAUCUCGCUGUUUUUGGCCGCAGAACUCCUGAUGCAGGGCGGGCAGAUAUCUCAGAUGUUGAAAUGAAGGAUGGGGGGGAGACUCCCGAGGAGGAUGAAGGUAGUGGGAGUGACAAACAGCAUGGCAGUGAGAAUGAGUUUGGGCUUCAGCCUAAGGCUAAGUUUGAGGAGGAGUCUAAAGAUGAGAAUGAGGAUAAUGAGGAUGACGAGGAGGAUGAAGAUGAAGAUGAAGAUGAAGAUGACGACGACGAAGACGAGGACGACGAUGACGAUGAGGACGAGGAUGAAGAUGAGAAUGAUGAAGAGGAUGAUGAGUAA